CAUUCCUCCAUUCUGUAACUCCCAACAGGAUUUUCCAAACAAUGAAUGAAGUAACACGCGAAUAAGUCCUUAAAGUCCAACCUACCGGGUACCGGAGCUUCUCGCAACCGUAGGAUCCACGUCCUAAGCCCAGUAGUCCAUCGCUUAGAAACAAGCGGGUUGAAUAAUCGUUAGUCCACAACAAUAUGCCCCUUCAUUACCCCCUGCCAAGCGUACUCCGUGUCAGUACCAAUUAACUAGCGCCUAUCGUCAUGGCGGAGGCGGUCGCGGUGGUGCGCGCGAAGAAGCAGGCGGCGGAGGCGCGCGGCGAGGCGGAGUCGUCGUUUCCGCGGUCGACGAGUUUGCUGGAGGAGAAGUUCGACGCGUACGAACGAGCCAACCUCAUGAUUUUCCGAUCCACGUCCGACGGUGCGCCCAGCACGACGCGCGACUUGGAUCUCCUCGACACUCCCGACGGCAGCCUUGUCCCGGUCUAUGCGGAGUUCGUGCCACGUGGCGCGCGGAAACCGGUGGUCCCGUCUGACUCCGCCAAUGGGGGGGCAGAGUUUGCGCUCUACGAUGCAGAGCGGGGGGAGGCAUGGGCAGGGGGAGCUGGCGGAGGGGGCGGCGGAGAGGGGGGAGCUUCGCGCCGUGAGGGUUCGGGGAACGAGCGCGCAGGGGCCAGCAGUAGCGGAGGCAGUGAAAGCAGUGCAGACGACGGCAGGGGUUUGGGUGCAUGUCGGCCCGGAAGCUCGCGGAGAAGCUGCUUGCCGUCGUGGCAGGGAGAGCAGCAGCGCGGCGACGGGGAUGAUUCUGGCGGGAAGGGCGGCAGCAGGGAGAAAAGAAGGAGCAAGGAAGGGGACAGCGGGUCGAAUGGCGCGGAGAGAGGAGGGGAUGGGCACGGGGGAGGGUACGGGGGGGCUGGGGGAAAGGCCAUGGGGAGGGGGAAAUCGGAGGACGGCGUUGGCGCUCCCCUAAUGCGCAGCUUGACGGACGACAUGGAGAGGAGCGGUGCGGGUUUCCCUCGCAUGGAGAGUGGCGGGCUGCAUGAGGCGGAGAUGGAUGAGAUGGACCGCGAGGUGCUGCAAGAGGCGUUUCAGCGCGUGGUGGCGUUGGAGCGGCGCGUGCAGCACUACCGCGACCUGGGCGGCUUCGGAGUGCUCAUGGCGCUCUUCAUCGCCAUCCUCUACCUGCAGGCCGACUCCUCCAGAAGCUACCAGAUCACCGCCGCCCACUCCCUGCUCUACCCGCCUGGCAUGAGCCAGGACUCGUCCAGCACCUUCACUGGCGCCGCUGACUUCUACCAGUGGCUCAACACCUCCAUCAUACAGACUCUGUGGGCGGAUUUCACGUGUGGCGAUGGCACGUGCCAGCGCCCCUUCCAGUUCCCGGCGUUUGGGCGAUUUGGGUGCAAGGCGGACUGCGGCACGUUCCCCAACCUGACCUCCGUGGUCGUGAGCUUCUCCUCGGAGCUUGACUCCCAGCACGCCGACCAGGCAUCCUCCUGGAACCUCUGCAUGGUCAACCCCGUGUCCCUCUGCUGGUACGACGCCAUGCAGCCGUUCCCUCUGGGCGAGGCGGACUUCUCGGUGCCGAUGGACAUUCCGGACGGCGACUGGGUGGUGGUGCUCAACGCGCCCGCUGGGGGCAUACGAGGCACGCUGCACGCCCCCCCGCCCGGCACGCGGCGCUUCUCCACCAUCGGGUCCGCGAGCACGGUAGAGCUGGCGUCGUGGGGGCACUGCACGCACGAUGAUGACGUGGACGCAGCCAAUCAGACGGGGCUGAGUGGCUCUGAUGCUGCUGCUGCCCCUGAUGCCUGUCGUGAUACAUGUGUUGGGCUAGUCGUCACGUGCCUGCCAGCAGCGUGCCACCGCGCAUUCACGGAGAGGGAGGUGGCAGGGGCGUUCGUGGACUGUGCGCGCAUGUGCAUUGUGUCGCCCACCACCAUCACUCUCUAUGCCGCCUCUCCUUGCCCCACUGCAGACAUGGGGUCAUUAUUCCCCAAUACUCAGUGCAACACUUCAGCCUCGAACUCAACGGCUGGCACUUCUCGCUUCAACCACCGCGAGCUGGUCCAGGCGUUGCAUCGCUUGACCCGGCCACGCGCCUACGGCUAUUGGCCCGCCUCUGCAGCCCUCUCUUCCCCUCCUGCUUCUUCUGCCGCCACCUCCCUUCUCGUGGGAGCAGCAGGGGGUGCUGCUGCUGCUGCCUCUGCCGAUGCUGCCACUGAACCAGCACUGCAAGUGCAGGGAGCACCGGGAGCAGCAGCAGCAGCAGCAUCACUGGCAGCAGCAGUUGGAGCAGCAGCAGCCAGCCCGUCUCCCGCGUCCCUCUGGUCGCUCCUGGGCGCCACGGACCGCCAGCGAAUGACAGCGCUGCAGGUGGCGGUAUCGCGGGCGCUCUUCACAAUGGCCAAGGACAGGUGCCUGGCGGGCCGGACGCCGGGGCGUGAGGCAAAGCACCUGGAAGGUGGGGGGGGCAGCGUGCGGGCGCGCAUAGUGGCGUGCGUGUGCACGGUGCUGGGGGGGCCGGGCGCCACCAUGGAGGAGUGCCGCUUCACCAACGAGACGGGGCAGCUGAUUGCGGCGCCGGGGGAGAUGUUCGCGUACCUGCAGCGCACGCACGUGCGGGGCGGGCGGGUGAUCUCCUCGCAGCACAUGCGGCGCUUCGUGCAGACCGUGGUGGCGGCGCUGCGGUCCGCGACGCCCAUGGACGACGCGACCGCUGUGCGGGUGAGCACGCUGCUGCACGGCUUCGACGAUGCCAUCGUCACGUCCGACGCCGUUGGCUGCUCGCAAGGAGGAGCGUGGCUGCCGUGGCGGGCGGGUGUGAAGCACAACACGACCAUCCAUGCAGGGGACAAGGUCACAUGGGUGUGGGAUGACGACCUCCCGCACUCGCUCAGAGUGGCGGGGAUGGGCGAGGCGGGCGACCCGCUGUUCCUGGGCUUUGGAGGGCACCGCCUGGCGGUGUCGCGGCAGCUGGCUUGCUCUCCCAUGAAUGCCGGCGCGGGGGACGCCAGGGACGACCCGCUGCCAUGCGUGCUCAGAAUGGACGACGAGCCCUCUGACUCAUUCUCCUACAGCAGGGUGUUUGAGCGCCCUGCCACCGUCUACUAUGACGAUGGCGCCAUGCCAGGAGGAGCUCUGCACUCCCUCUCUACCUCCUCUGACUCCUCCUCUUCCGCCUCCUUUUCCUCCUCUGCCUCCUCCGCCUGUGUUCUCACGGUGCUGCCUGCAAGGACAGGAUCCGAUGCUGCUGGGCGUGCCACAACAACCAUCUCUAGUACCACGCCUUUUCCCACCACCACCCCCACCACCACCACCACCUCCCCUUCCUCCUCCCCCUCCUCCUCCCCGUCUGCUGUCUACUUCUGUGCCCCUGGUUGCCAGCUGCAGCGGCUGGCCAACGGGGUGUGCAAUGCGGCGUGCAACACACCCAGCUGUGCCUUCGACGGCGGCGACUGCGCGUGUGUCGACCCGCUCUUUGGCCCCGGCAUCUGCUCUUGCCCACCCGCCCACACACGCCGCGACGACGGCUCGUGCUGUGUGUCCACGGCGGUGGGGGUCAACCUCAACUUCCCCUUCUCGCUGCAACGCUACGGCGCCAACUACACUGAAACCAACCAUGCCUUCGCUGCUGAGAGGGGCACCGCUGUGAACCGCUUCGUCUCGCAACGAAACCGUUUGCUGAUAGGAAUGGUGCUGCAGCAGGACAGAUGGGGCACGCAAGAGUGCAGCGGACAGGGUCUGAUGCACCUGGCCGGGUGGUGCAGCAACGGCACGUCCAAGGAGCCGUUUGGAGUGAACCCGCACUUCCUGCCCACGUCGCGCAUCUUCGACAGUGCUGCGAGCGCCAACAUGAGCCAGCUGGACAACAGCAGCUUCGGAGUGAAGUUGCGGUUCAACCCGCAGGGGCUUCCCUACGGAUUCAUCUACCCCAUUGAGUCGUUGGCUCACUUCCCGCUCGUGUUUGACAUCAACCUCGACAACGAUGCGGCCACGCGGCGCUUGGAGUACCUGGUAGAGGGGGGCUACAUUGACAACAGCACGCGCAACAUCCAAGUCAGCUUCAUCACUUUCAACGGCGAGGCACGCACCUUCGUGCUCACCACCGUGAGCUGCAGUGUGAGCGCUGGGGGCAGCAUUGGUGUGGUGUUCAAGUCGCAGCCAGCAGCCAUGGACAUGUACGGCACAUCCACCGAGAGCGUCGUGCGCCUGGUGCUGGAGGUGCUGUACGUGGUGGGGCUGCUGUGGAAUGUGUACGGCGAGGUGCAGGAGAUGCUGGACUAUGCGCACCUGGAGGGGUCGGUGCUGGGCUACUUUGGCCGCGCGUGGAACUGGGUCGACAUGCUCUCCUUGGCCUUGCAGAUCUCUGCAAUUGUCAUCUGGAUGGUGCUGUGGCGGUACGUGGAGGCGUUUGACAUGCAGCCGCGCUACGACAUCUACUACACGCUGCUGGAGAUGCCGCGCUACUGGGCUGUGCCCAACCCGCCCACGGGCUUCCUCAGCGCCGCCCAGGCCUUCCUGGACCUGCGCAACAUCAUCAACCUCAGAGCCGUCUACUUCGCCCUCCAAGGCAUCAACCUGUUCGUGAUGAUGGUGCGGCUGCUCAAGUUUAUGGACUUCCAGCCCUAUUUGGGCGUCAUCACGCGCUCGCUCGCCCUCGCCACGCCCUCACUGCUGCACUUCUUCCUGCUUUCCUUCGCGGUCUUCUUCUGCUUCAGCAUGUACGCCUACCUCGUCUUUGGGGGCGCGAUUGAGCAGUUCUCCACAGUGCUGACGUCCAUGUUUUCGUGCUUCCUGCUGCUGCUGAACGACAACUCCUCGGCCUACUUCUUCCAGCGCCUGGAGUCGUGGGACCUGAUCGCCGCCAUGCUCUUCUUCUUCAUGUUCAUUGUCUUCAUGGUCUUCAUCCUCCUCAACUUCCUCAUCGCCAUCAUCGUCGACGCCUUCAUGAGCGUCAAGGACGCCAACACAGUCGCCACCUCCAUAGCCGCUGACCUCGCGCACAUCGCCAAGUACAAGUGGAAUUGCUGCCGCGGCCGCUACCUGCCGUACCGCCGCAUUCUGCAUCAGCUGGUGGAGCUCGGUGCCAAGGACACCCGCGCAGACGAGGCAAACCGUCGGAUGCGCCGCUACAAGUCGAUCCAACGGCGGGUGGGGUCGGUGUUGUCCGGCAGCAUUGUGCGGGGCGUGAGGGCGUCAUCGCACUUCACCCGCGCUGACUUGCACCCCGCCUUCCCUGAAUCCUCCUCGAGCAAGUCUCGGGUGCGGCGGCAGCACGUGCUGACGGUGAAGGAGAAGCGCAUCGAUGCCAUCUCGCUCUCCAUCAUCCUGCAGCGCCGCCACGACAGGGAGCAAUCCCGGGGUCGCCAGUCCGCCACUGCCACAUCAUGCGAGCCCGUCUGCUCGUCUGCGGGUGAGGCCGACGCAGGCACGGAGGCGGAUGCGGGCAUGGAGCAGCUGUCGCAGGCGCUGGUGCUGCAGUGCGGCGAGGUCGUGAAGCAGGCCGCACUGCCUGUUAAGAAGCCUGUACAGAAGCUCAGCCUCUCUCAGAUCCAGGAGGAGGUGGUGCGCAGCCAGCUGGCGGUGGAGGAGGUGCGGGGCAUGGUGGCGGACAUGCAGAGCGAGGUGCGCAGCAUGAUGGCGGGCGUGCACAGCGACAUGCGCUCCAUCAUGGCUCUCUUGAUCACCCACAAUGCUGCUGCCACCACUGCUACUGCUACUCCUCCUCUUUCUCCUCCUAGUGCUGCUGCUGCUGCUGCUGCUGCUGCUGCACAGCUACCAGCAUCUAUGUCACGUGCGGCCAUGCGGCCAUCGCCCUCCCAGGCUUCCCCCACGCAGUCAACGCUCCGGCAGCGGUCACCGGAGCACCUGAUGUGCCAGAAGAGGUUGCAGUCAGAUUGCAGGGAUGAAGGAAACGACAGCAUGGCAGGUGAUGAGGGGGCAACUGGGGAUCAGCAGGCAGCAGUGGACAGCACAAGAGGCGAUUCAAGCAGCACAAGAAAAAGUAGGUGCGUGUCUGCAAAGCGAGCCUCUGGUAGACGGGUCUCAUUCCGAGACGGCACAGCAGAUGAUGAUGAUGAGGCUGCUUUGAAUAGAAAAGAAACACAGCAACAGUUGUUGGAGAAAACGAAGUACUACUAGAGUUCUGUAAGAAUAUGGUGGGAGGCUUCACUCAAUUCUGUUUUCCCCUUGAGAACUUUACCAUUUCUGCUAGCCCAGGUUGUGCAUCUAUUCAGCCUAUCCCCGUGUGUUAUUGCCAAGUUCGUAUACGGUAAGAGUGUUUCAGGUGUUAGAUUACGAGAAUGGUGACUAGAAAGAGAAACAGGGAACAUAUAGCAGUUGGGUUGUACUCACUACGAGCACACACCGAUACUA
Molecule: messenger RNA, 6365 nt
Organism: Closterium sp. NIES-67
Lineage: Eukaryota; Viridiplantae; Streptophyta; Zygnematophyceae; Desmidiales; Closteriaceae
Source: the annotation of a GenBank genome assembly